Messenger RNA from Ziziphus jujuba (common jujube), 1832 nucleotides. RefSeq lists its product as uncharacterized. NCBI's taxonomy places the organism in Eukaryota, Viridiplantae, Streptophyta, Magnoliopsida, Rosales, Rhamnaceae. The transcript is spliced from 5 exons. Bases 624 to 1337 code for a protein of 237 amino acids. The record is from RefSeq and is a predicted model, not a curated record.
AAUGAAUGAAACACAAAAAAAAAAACAAAAAAACAAAAAAAAACAAAAAAACAAAAAAACACAAAAAAAACAAUAAAAUAAAUAAAAAUUCAAUUUUUGUUUCUCUCCUCCGGCAACAUUUCCAGCUCAAACCGCUUAGAUCGGAUCUAAUUUUCUCUGCCACCCUCCACUUUUUACCUUUAAUUUCAUCUGACGCCACUUGGAUUGCGUUUCCAUCAUCCCAGUAAAAUUCACACAAUUUUAGCAAAAAAUAAAAAAAUAAAAAAAAAAUACACAAACCAAAACCCACCAACAAAAAAUUUCUUAAAAUCAAAAAAAAAAAAAAAAAAAUUAAAUAAUAUUAUUUUUUUAAUUUAAAAAAAUAAAAAACACAAGGAAAAAUUUCCAUAUUGCUCAUCAUCAGCCAGCGUCCAAAAAUUUCCCACCUGAAGAGGAAAAAAAAAAAAAAAGACAGACAGAGAGAAAACCCAGAGAAACCCAACAAAGAUAAUCAUAUAUAUAUAUAUAUAUAUAGAUUUAUAUAUUUAUUAAAAUUUCCAAACUUGGUUUGGUUUGAGCUAUUUCAUGCCUGAGAAACCAGUGAUUGUGAUUAUACUCUCUGUUUCCCAAGUGGGUCUGGUUUAAUGGGGAAUGUUACGGGGAGUGUGGCUGCAAAGUUUGCGUUUUUCCCACCAGACCCGCCAACCUACGACGUUACCAAAGAGGAAGAUGGGAGGCUCAUCUUCUCAGGCGUCACGGCCGAUAAGAACAUGGACGUGCAUUUGCUCGACACCAAAGGAGGCAACAAGGUUGUCGCCACGUUUUGGAAACACCCUUUUGCCAGGUUCACCAUUUUGUACUCCCAUGGCAACGCUGCCGACUUGGGUCAGAUGCACGAGCUCUUCAUUGAGCUCAGGGCUCACCUCCGUGUCAACAUCAUGAGCUAUGAUUAUUCAGGCUAUGGAGCAUCUACUGGUAAGCCGUCCGAGUUCAACACAUACUACGAUAUAGAAGCUGUGUAUAAUUGUUUGAAGAAUCAUUACGGAAUUAAGCAAGAAGAUUUGAUUUUGUACGGUCAAUCUGUUGGAAGUGGGCCAACCUUGCACUUAGGUUCUCGCUUACAGAAGUUAAGAGGUGUUGUUCUUCAUAGUGCAAUUCUUUCAGGCAUACGUGUCUUGUAUCCUGUCAAGAUGACAUUUUGGUUUGACAUUUUCAAAAAUAUUGACAAAAUACGAAAUGUCAGCUGUCCAGUUUUAGUAAUACAUAUGAAGGCAAUCGUUAAGUUAAAUUCUUCCUUGUUUCCACUGAAGAAUAUAAUUUGUGAUGUUUCUGCUGUGUUUAUAAAACCAGCCAACUAAAAGUGGAAAAAAUUCCGAAGUGUUUAGAGACUGAGAAGCAUCUGACAGAGGCAAGAUAGAGCUAAUACUCUAAUUGUACGGUACUCUUGUAUUAGGAAAUGUUAAAGCAGAAUUGAGAUUAAAGUAGAAUUGAGAUGAGGAUCAGAAGGAUACCACACAGGCAUUUCUGUAUUUAGGAAGGCUUGUUUUCUUUUACUUUUGCUUUUUCUUUUCCUUCGUUUUGCAUUUGGAGUUAAAGAUUUGAAGGCGAUUUUGAUUAGGGCCCUGCAAAUAGUUGAAUGAUGAAUACAAAAUAUUUCAAAUUAGUCACUUGUAAUCUGGUCAGAACUGAUCUCCUACCAAGUCAUAUUACAACAGAUGCCAAGCCCAUGCACAAUGCGAAAAUCAUUUCAUUUUCAGGGGACAGACCACCCUUUGCAUAUAAGGAAUUGUAUGACUAUCAAACAAUGAGAAAUAUUAUCUUUGCAGACGAAUAUAGAUUUUUUUUUCUCCUUU